Molecule: messenger RNA, 2682 nt
Organism: Aspergillus caelatus
Lineage: Eukaryota; Fungi; Ascomycota; Eurotiomycetes; Eurotiales; Aspergillaceae
Product: alpha-L-rhamnosidase
Exons: 2
Coding region: 1-2682 (893 amino acids)
Biological process (GO): carbohydrate metabolic process
Source: RefSeq, a predicted model, not a curated record
AUGGCCUUGGUUACUAACGUUCAAUUCGAGCAUUACCAUCCUCCUAAUACUCUUGGGGUCCAGGAGAGGGAGCCUCGCAUCUCGUGGCGUUUCAAGAAUGUCCUCAGGCAUUUUCGACAAGAGGGUUAUGAGAUACAGAUAUUCGACUCUGAGCAUACUCUCCUCUCAACUGUUAAACGUACUUCGCAGCAGUUUUACCUAGUCCCAUGGCCGUCUGAUCAACCCCUAAACUCACGACAGAAAGUCUACUUGCGCGUUAGGGUGUGGGAUGGAGAGGGGUACAUAUCACCAUGGAGUGAAGAGGCUUGUCUAGAGACGGGCCUCUUGGAGCGCAGCGAUUGGCAGUGUGAGCGUAUCGCUGCGCCCUGGGGACCUCAAACUACCGAGCCCACCCCAGAGGAUUUGUACCGAAAAGAGUUCUCUCUCGCUGGAACUGUCCGUCAAGGGCGCCUAUAUGUUACUUCACAGGGUGUUUAUGAGGCGGAGAUCAAUGGCCGCCGAGUAGGUGACUACUUCAUGGCCCCUGGUUGGACUACAUACGACGGAAGAUUACAAUAUCAGACUUACGAUGUCACCUCCAUGCUUUCAGUUGAUAUAAAUUGUAUCGGAGUCCGUGUCGCGGAAGGCUGGUUCUGUGGCCGUAUUGGAUUUGAAGGAGGACACCGUAACAUUUGGGGUCCGCACACUUCCCUGAUGGCGCAGCUUGAGGUCACUUACACCGACGGGAGAGUUGAUACUAUCUCAUCCGACCGCUCAUGGGUUGUUACGACCGGACCUAUUCGACUGGCAGAAAUAUACGACGGAGAGAAAUAUGAUGCCACGCGAGAAAUCCCCUGUUGGUCAUCCUCAACUAAUGCUUUGCAUCCUGUCUGGAAGCCGGUCCUGCUCAUGGAUCCAUUGUCCGACUCGGUCCGGCUCACUGCAGGCAUUAGUGAGCCUGUCCGGAGGACUGAAGUCGUUCCGCCCAUUCAGAAAAUAGUCACAUUGUCAGGCAAGAUAAUACUCGAUUUUGGCCAGAACCUAGUCGGCUAUCUCAGACUCAAGAAUAUCAAAGGCCCCCGUGGCCACACUAUAAGACUGUCUCAUGCAGAAGUCCUAGAACAUCAAGAGCUGGGAACCAGACCACUCCGGAUUUGCCAGGCGAUCGAUGAGUAUACGCUUAAGGGGGAGGCUCAUGGAGAGUAUUAUGAGCCCCGCUUCACUUUCCACGGAUUUCGGUACGUGCAGAUUGAUGGGUGGGAAGGGGAUGCGGACUUGGAGAUGUCUGCAGAAGCUGUUGUCUGUCAUACAGACAUGAAGCAAGUUGGUACAUUCUCAUGCUCCGAUUCGCUUUUGAACCAGCUUUAUAAGAAUGUCUGCUGGGGCAUGAGAGGCAAUUUCCUCUCUGUGCCAACCGACUGCCCUCAACGUGAUGAGCGGCUAGGCUGGUCCGGCGACUUGGCGUUGUUUGCCCCGACAGCAACACUCAUUUACGACUGCUUCAACAUGCUUGGGAACUGGCUAGUCGAUGUAGAACAUGAUCAGAAUGUCCUCGGAGGAGUUCCAGCGAUGGUCACUCCCAAUGCGACACUCCCAGACCCCAUAUGGUGCAGGCGUAUCCCAUGCGCUAUUUGGCAUGACGUUACUAUUUUGGCUCCAUGGGCGCUUUACCAGGAGACAGGAGACAGGAAUAUUCUUGUUCAGCAGUACGCAAGCAUGAUAACGUGGCUGAAAUGGUUACCACGAAAUCAAACUGGGUCCAUCCACCUGUGGGAUACAACCAUUUUCCAACUCGGGGAUUGGCUUGAUCCUGCUGCUCCACCAGAUGCCCCGUGGAAGGGCGCUACUGAUGCGAAAUUGGUUGCCAAUGCUUUCCUAAUCCACAGCUUAGACUACAUGUCACGCAUCGCUGGUAUUCUCGGGAAAGGCGCUGACCGGGAGAGGUUCACGGCAGAGUUGAAGGAGGCCCGGAAAGAGUUUCAAGAUGAAUAUGUCACUCCCAACGGUCGCAUAACUUCAGACUCCCAAGCAGCAUACGCACUCGCGAUUUGCUUUGGUCUACUAACGGCCUCACAGCGAGUCCGUGCGGGUAACCGCCUGGUCGAGCUAGUCCGGAAGAACGAAUUCAAGAUAGGUACCGGUUUCGCGGGCACACCAUAUCUCUGCGAGGCACUCACACUGACGGGGCACAUUCAAGUCGCAUACACCAUGCUUCUAGAAACGAAAUGUCCGUCGUGGCUUUAUCCAGUAACAAUGGGUGCAACUACGGUCUGGGAACGAUGGGACAGUAUGUUGCCGGAUGGUAGUAUUAACCCCGGGGAGAUGACAUCGUUCAACCACUACGCUUUUGGCGCUAUCGCAAAGUUUCUUUUUGAGAGGAUCGCAGGCCUGCAGAGGCUUGAGCCGGGUUGGAAGCGGUUUCGUGUGGCGCCCUCUAUCGGAGCAGAGUUUACAAAUGCAUCGGCGUCUCAUGUAACGCCGUAUGGUCAAGCUUCGUGCUCGUGGGAAACAAUCCAUGUCGGGAAGGGACUAGAUAGGAUCCAUUUGAGCGUCAUUGUGCCCUAUGGGUCAACUUGUGAGGUUGUAUAUCCAACUGAAUCCGGAGAGGAGACAGAGACUGUUGGACAUGGUGAAUGGUCAUUCGAAGCUAUCUUCAAGAGGGACUACGAGUGGCCAGUUCAGCCUCUACCACCCAAAUCUUAG